Molecule: messenger RNA, 6411 nt
Organism: Pangasianodon hypophthalmus (striped catfish)
Lineage: Eukaryota; Metazoa; Chordata; Actinopteri; Siluriformes; Pangasiidae
Product: serine/threonine-protein kinase pim-1
Exons: 11
Coding region: 4877-6304 (475 amino acids)
Biological process (GO): protein autophosphorylation; regulation of mitotic cell cycle; negative regulation of apoptotic process
Cellular component (GO): cytoplasm
Molecular function (GO): protein serine/threonine kinase activity; ATP binding
Source: RefSeq, a predicted model, not a curated record
UCCCCUUUUUAAUUUUAGAAUUUUUUAGAAAUAUAUUUCUUUAAAUAGUCAGAAUUAUUAAAACUUAAAUUUUAUCCGAGAGCUAAAUAAUAAUCAGUGAUUUGGUUUCUGAAGACUUAGUUCUGAACAGUUUGGCAAUAUUGAAGUACCACAACAAGGCAAUAAAAUGUUCAAUAAAAAUGAGUUUAUUGAAAUACAGAGAAAUAGAAAAAAAUGCUAGUUAACUACUCAGCAGCUUUUACAGUGUGAGGUCAUGUUUUAGUGUUGAAGAGUGUUUUUCUGGAGGAGUUUUAACACUCAGUGUGCUGAUAAAGCUCAGAGCCCGGGGUUUUUGGUGUUUUCUGUAAAACACAGAGCUGGUUAAACUUCCACUCUUCGCUUUUUGCAGCAACGACUGAGGCUGUGGGCUGAGAAUGAAUACGGUAAAUAUUCUACAUUACUUUAAAAAUAUAUUAAUUUAUGAACAACAUUUAUCAAUAGGCAUAUAAUUUCAGCUCAGUCCAUCUCAAGUGGUCCAAUAAUUAUAAAGUUGGUUGCUUGACCAUUUUAAUUUUUCUAUUUUUUUUUUUUUUGAGUGAUUUGCAAUGUCAAGACAGUUUUUUUUUUCCGCUUGGUUUAACCACGAACGCCAUCUUGGUGUCAUGGUUUUGGUUAUACAGCUGUUUACGGAAACCUCAGUAUCUCGGCUCAGGAUGGUCUCAGCUCCUUGGAACAAAAACUGGAACAUGUCUCUAGAACAUGAACAUGCUACAAGGUAUAUGAACAUCCAUAAACAUUUAUAAACAUUCUUGUUCCUUAGAUGUAGAACUCAAGUCCUAAUGUGAUGCUCAUGAUUGCUCACAGUUCCACUAUUAAGGUCAAGUUAUGAUGGGAAGGGUUCGAGUCUCAGUCUUAAUUUUUUAGGGGUAUGUAGGUAGAUAUAGUGUGCACGCAGAACAUUUCAGGUUUGAGACUUCUCCUUUUUUUAUUGGGGGAGAGAAAGUGCAAUUUUUUAAAAUUCCCCUCACUUUCGGGUUGAAUAUCUCUGCUGUGGGAACAGAUACGAACCUGACAUUUUUACAGAAAUAAGUCGUCUAUAGCAGCGUUCUGCUGUAAACAUGCUGAGUUUGAGACUCCACUGGUUACAGAGCUAGGGCUCGUAGAAGUCUGCCUGAAUAAAGCCUACGUUAUUCCUGCAUUUUGAGAAAUGAACAGAUGCAAUAUAACAGUAUUUUACAGUAAUUAUGUUUCUGACUGACGUACAAUAGCUUAUGCUUGUCAAUGAGGUUUAAAAUGUUCUACAUUUGAUAUUGGAACCAGUGAAGCGUGAUCUAUCACAGGGUUUAUUUCCUAGUAAUCCUGCAGACUCUGGUUAGCUUGUUCAGGUGAGUUCGAUUAGAGUUGGAGCUAAACUCUGCAGGAAAGCGGACCUCGAGGGCCAGAUUUGAAGAUCCCUGAUCUCUCGUGUUGGUGCAGGUGUACAGUUGGUAAAUACAUAAUCCUCAUUCUGCUCCAUAUAUAUUUCUUUUUCAAUCACAAACAUUUUUUAUAGCAAGUGGGACACAGUGACCUUCCAGGGACAAGUUUUAGAGGAUUUUUUUUUUCCUUUGAUAUGGGAUCUUAUUGAAUUUCUCAUAAUUCUUUUGUAACAGGGUUUUUUGUGAUAGUCCAAGGGAUUACAACAUCUGUUCCCAUAUAGGUGACGAUAUUUUGAUAGAAAUUUCUUUUCAUGGUUCUUACAAACUGAUGUAACAUCACAUCCUACCCAUGAACACAGCGACUCCUUUUCUUCUGAGCUGUAAUCACUUACUGCUUUUAUCACAGGAGAAACAACACCACACUCUGUUUAUGCCACUGUUCAUUUCAUAAAACUCCCACCUGAACACUGUAAUUCCAUAUCUGGAUAAAAUCUAGUUUUAGAUAAAAUCUAUUUUUAGAUUUCACUCAGUAUUUUUUGUUUUUCGCACCAUUCUGUGUAAACUCAGAGACUGUUGUGUGUGAAAAUCCCUGCAGCAGUUUCUGAAAAACUCAAACCAGCCCAUCUGGGACCAACAUCCACACCACGGUUAAAGUCACAGAGAUCACACUCUUUCUUCACUCUGAUGUUUGAUGUGAACAUUAACUGAAGCUCUGGACCUGCAUCUGCAUGAUUUUAUUCACUGUGCUUCAUGAUUGGCUGAUUAGAUAACUGCAUGAACAUACAGGUGUACAGGUGUUCCUAAUAAAGUGGAUGGCGAGUGUAUAAUAAAAAAAAAAAAAGGUGUGUUUUAAUUUAUUUAUCUUCAUGAGACUCCAUAGUGUUUACUGUAGGACACUGAGCCUCAUUUCUGACUAAUAAUAUUUGAUUAGUUUAGUUAUUUGCUAUGUUUCUGUAGUUAUAAAGUACUUUAUACGGUAGAGUUAUCUGGGAUAUCGUAGUAGUUAUUAAAGACAUUUUUACAGAAUUUCUGAAAUUUAAUACAAAUAAGGUGAAAUAAAACAAGCUUAGGUGCUAGAAACAAACAAACAUACAAACAAACGAAUAAAUAAAAGCAUGAAAAACGUGUUUUAUUCCUGCGUCAUGAGAAGUGCAGGGUUCAGAAUAGAAUUUUAGAUUUUUUUUUGUUAAUCGCUGAUGUCACAGAGACGCUACAGCGUUCUUCAUUAGCACUGCUGAAGGUUUCCUCAUUUCUCCUUUGGGAAAAACAUUACUCAGGUGUGUUAAAACUGACAGGUGUGUAAACUCCGUUAAAGCACUGAGCACACAACAGAUUAGAAAUACAUUUAGAAGACGUGUGUAUGACUGCGCGCACAACUCAGUACUAAUAUUUCAUUAGAGAAUGUUUCAGUAUCGGCUCGAGGCCAAGAAAAACAAGAUGGUGGAUCAGAUAUCAGAGAAAACGUAUCGGAUAUUGGAUCAAAUCGGAAUUGUAUUUUGAAAAAGAAAUGUACUUUUGGAACCAGAAAUGUUAUUAUAUACAGAAACCUGACCGGGUUUUCUUUUGUUAGGAUUAAUUUUGUUAUAUUAAUACUUUAUACUUUAUUAUAUUUAUUAAAUAUGAAAGAGUUUAACUGUGAAGUGCUUCAGUUUAAAAACACACAUUUUAAAGCUUAGUAGUUUUUAAAGAUAACAAUAUCGGAUGGUUAUCAGCUGAUACUCAAGGCUUCAGUUUCGGAAAAGAAAAAGUGGUAUUGUGCCAUCUCUAGUUUGAACUAUUUCCUAAACUCUAAAACUGUCAAACAAUGAACUUUAUUACUACAUUAUUUACAGUUUCCUGGGAUGAAUUAUUGGUGAAUAAAUCAGGUGUGACUGCAGUUAAACAGCGCUUAGUUAUUUUAUAACAUGUAGUUAUUCACAUUUAUUUAUCCUACAAACAGUUUCAACAUGUUUCUAAUCUGCAUUUAAAGAGAUUUACUGAGGCUGUGUUCUUAACACUAUUCCAGAGUUUAGUGGUGACGUGAGUAAAAAUCGAGUUAUUGACAGUAAACCUGCAUCAGCUGAACCACGAGCUCGACAUGGGUUACACCGUUUCAGAAGAUCAGUCGCAAAAUGUCAAGAGUCAAGCUGUAGAGACGGAUAUAAAAAUAACUUUAACCAAUUAAUAACAAUAACCAGAUAAACCGCUGCUGUUCCGUAGAUUUGCAAAAGCUUAGUGAAGAAAAUGUCUGUUCCUGUUGUGAAAAACUGCACUGAGGUUUUUACACCUCAACCUGAAGAAGGACCUGAUGGGCAGAAUGUACCGUUUCUUGGCCCUCUGAUGAGGUGAGACGCUCUUUCUCCUCUCACACCUUACAUAUUUCAGCACUGAUGUUCUCAUCAGGUGGUUAAAGUGUGUGUGUGUGUGUGUGCAGUAAUCUAUAUAAACCAGUUGGUCCUACAUCUGUUGCAGUGAUAAGAUGCAGAAGGACGAGCUGAUCAGAUUUAUCCAGGGGAAACGUCAGGAGUGUUUGCUGCACCUGGACGACCCUGAUCAACACAAAUCCUAUUUCUUCUGGAUGAUUAUGGAACACUUCUGUAAUCGAAACGGAGUAAGUGCUGGAGUUCAUCAUGUGCUAUUUAAGGAUGAUGAUUAACAAAAUCCAGAGAUGCUGUGAAUUUUAAAAAGUGCAUAAAUGAAUAAAUAUCUGUGUGAUAGACGUGCUAGUUAAAGAUAUUUUUCCUUAGAUAGAGACAAUGUCUUUAACAACAUCUUGUCUCCCAGUUUGACUUUUUUCCGAAGUGUCUCCCUUAUCAAACACUAAUUGGGACUAAUUUAAUAAUCAAAAAUUCGAUACGAAUAUUAAAUCAAAUAAGGAAUCAGUAUUUAAUCUCCCAGGUAUCUACAAGUGAGACAUUAUGUUCAAACAGUCAUCCCACAAUUUAUUAACAAGCCAAAGACAUUUACAUCUGAGGAAUGUUUCUUGUUAAAUCCAAGCUCUAGACAUUUGGUUUCACGCUGUGUUAAUGUUUUCCAAUUGCCUGUGAGCACAAAUUAUGUAAAAGACGCCUAAGGACUUUGAUGAAGAAGUGUCUGAUGAAACUUGGAAUGAAAGUCUGAGUAAGAUUCGAGGCUGCUCAGUAAAUGCGAGACUGGCUGAUUCAGUUUAAAGCGGGACUUAGAUUAUAUUACUCUAAAACUAAACUGAGUAAAAUAUACAGUUCUAUUUCUCCAGUCUGUGACGGAUGUAAAACAGAAGACGGUUCCUUGUCGCACAUGUUUUGGUUUUGUUCUAAACUGUUUAACUUUUGGACUGCUAUAUUUGACUUUUUUUUUUAAAAGUCUUUCAAAAGGAGGUUAAACAGGAUCAUGGAUUAAAUGGAGUAAGUGAUGGAGCUAACAAUAUCCAGUGAUGCUGUGAAUUUUAAAAAGGGCAUAAAUGAAUAAAUAUCUGUACAGUAGACGUGCUAGUUAAAGAUAUUUUUCUUUUACAGAGAGUAAUGAUGGCUGAAAUCGCCACGCUUCUCUUCAAGGGCUACGGCUGUGUGAGGAGAAAGCUCGGAUGUGUUAAGAACCAGGAGGACUGGUGUCUUCCUCUGGCGUGUCUUUUAUGCUCCGCUGCUGCAGGAGAUGAACACAGAAAAGCCAUGAUUCAAAUGGGAGAUGAUUUCGGUUCCAGAGGAUGGAUCUAUGCAGCACAUAUCUGCUACGUGGUGGCGCACUUGGAGCUGGGAUCACGCAGACGAUUUCAACUGAUUGGAUGUGAAUGGGUUCUUAACUAUCAAUCGGUCCUGAAGGAAGAGAUGGAGAGAACUGAGGUCUAUGAGUACGUGGCGUCUCUGACCUCAGGGAUCGGCCAGCCACGCUUCCAGGAGUUCAAGUACCUUUACGCCUGUGAUCUAGCGAAGGCCGGACUUUCUGCUCGGGCGCUUGAUUACUGUGAGAGCAUCGCUAGAACCAUCUUCAAAUUCCCUCGGCUCAUCAGCAGCUACUUUAUAGAACGGGUUAUAAUGCUCUGUAAAGAGCUUCUUCGAGGGAAAGAAGAAGAAGAAGAAGAAGAAGAAGAAGAAGUCGAGUGGCUGCUUAAACUUUGCCGGCUGCACAGAGCAUUCAGUGCACCUAGUUCCAGCUUUUCUGUUGGCUCAUGUAGUUAUGAGUCUCAGGAGUUCCAAGAGGAGUUGGAUUCACGGUACACUGUGGGAGAGCUGCUGGGGAAAGGAAGUUUCGGCACUGUCUACGCUGGAGUGCGUAAGGCAGAUGGGAAACAGGUUGCCAUCAAAUAUGUUACCAAAGCGCCUGAAGACUCAUUCCCCGGAGCGAAGCCUCUGGAGGUGGCGUUAAUGGAGAUGGUGUCCAAGCCGCCUCGCUGUGAGAACGUGGUGGAGUUGCUGGAAUGGUUCGAUGUGUCCACGUCUUUCGUCUUGGUGCUGGAGCGACCCAUCCCCUGCAUGGACCUCCAGAAAUUCCGUGCAAGUAACAAAAAUGGUCAGUUGUCUGAAUGUCUGGCUCGAGAGAUCAUGUGGCAGGUGGUUCAAGCUGUCCGUCACUGCUACAACCGCCGAGUUCUUCACGGCGACAUCCGGUCCGAGAAUAUUCUGAUCAAUACGGACACGCUGGAGGUGAAAUUGAUCGACUUUGGCUGUGGCGAGCUGCUUUCAGACAACUUGUACACGAGCUAUGCAGGACAUUCAUCUUACAUCUGGAGUCUGGGUGUACUUCUGGUUGAGAUGAUCUGUGGAGACAUUUGCUUUCACUAUGUAGAUCGUGUAAUUGAGAUGUGUUCACGGGUCGUUUCUGGAGAGUGCUGCCAUCUGAUAUCGUGGUGCCUGAAAAACCCUGAAAAUCGGCCAACUUUUGAUGAAAUCCUGAGCCACGCAUGGUUUACAGAGGAAUUUCAGGACACGGUUCAGGUGAGAGAGCUAGAAUAGAAUAGACUUACAGUAGUUACACUUAGCUAAGACAUGUUAUAAUAGUCUAGAGUACAGAGAUUGUACCGGAUCAGUAUUGAGUUCUCUAACAUUUCCGUACUUAUGGA